Molecule: messenger RNA, 1306 nt
Organism: Somion occarium
Lineage: Eukaryota; Fungi; Basidiomycota; Agaricomycetes; Polyporales; Cerrenaceae
Source: the annotation of a GenBank genome assembly
CCGGUGCCUUUGUUCAAUGCAACCCAAUGGACUUCACUAACAUCAACGAUCCUGCAGGCAUAAAAGCCCUACUUGAAAGGCUGCGCUCUGCGCAAGCAUGGCAGCCGCCUGUUUCUACUUCUUCAUCUGCAGCGCCCUCCGAUCCCCUUCCUCCACCCCCUCCUGCGCCUGCAUCGACGUCUGAUGUAUAUGAAAGCGUAUUGCCUAGCGCAGCUAGCCAUGAAGUGACACCCUCUCUUACUUCAGCAGUGCCAACGGCUUCAGUAGCCUCUCUGCUGUCUCAGCUGCAGGCUUCAAUUCCACCUGCCACAACGGAACACAUUUCCGAUGUCGCGCCCUACCAUCCUGAAACACAUAGCUCUGCCUUUUACAAAUCACCAGAACCUGCAGUUGUUACACCGCCCUCCAUUCCGCAGAAGCAGGAUGUCCGAGGUUUGUCGUUCCAGCAGUCUUUGCCUCUCCUGGCUCGGCUUGCUGAGCAUCCUAAAUUCAUGGAGGCGAUAUCUGCUAUGAAGCAAGAGCAAGCUAAGCUCGAAAAGAAACUUUGGGACGAAAGAAAUGCGAUCCUUGCAUCUCAGGAAGAGAAGGUGAAAGCAGCCAAAACGAAAGCGAAUAUGAUUGGUGCAGGUCUUACAAAAUUCGAAGCCGACACCAUGACAGACAACUUCCGACGAGAACUGGCCCAGUUCGAUCUCCAGCGAGCGCUGCCUGCUUGGGAUGGGCUCCUCGCCAAGCAGCAGACUGCGUUGGAGACACUGGGUGUACCGACCAUAUUUGCCACUUCGUCGAAAGCAGACAGAGAACGCCAACAGAGAGUCAUUCAGGUUCUGACAGGGUUCGACGCGUAAGAAUACUUAUUCAGUUGUCAACUCGCAUUUGGCUCGAACCCCCUAACGAGCUUCGUUGCCUAUUUAGGGGCUCUGUCCGAGCCCCUUUCGAAUUGAUCUUGUUAACGAUCUAUCCGGGUGGACCCACAAGACGAGGUUAUCCGGGAAAACAUUGGCUGCUAGAAUGACGUCGCGGAAUGUCGCAUAACAUCGAUGCCAAGGGCCUCUGGCCUGAACGAACGUUCUGGCUUUCUAGAAGCACUCGUCGCACAUGCGCUGCAUACGCGUAUCUCUUCAGUGAUCAAGCCUUCCUUCAGGAACAGUGAGAUCCUGGACUACAUACAAUGGGCACUUGUGCACGGCACACUAGCACCAUCCUUGAAUUGUGUACCCCCUAGCUAUAUGGGCGUUUGCAAUUCUGUAGAGAUCCAUGAUCGAGUACAAUACCUCGCAGUGCGUGUCUAUGUGUGCGCUGGCAU